UCCUCCGUUUUGCAAACGCAUCGCAUACGCAAGUUACUUCAUUUUGGCUAAUUCGCUUUGUUUUUGUAACACGUUCCGCUUUUGGAAAAAAAAUGUUAUUUUUAUCACAGUAAUGGAGAAGAAAAGGCGAUUUACAGUUUUAGAUGUUCAUGAUGAGCUAUUUAGGCUUAGCGACGAGGAAGGUGAGAGCGAUGACGGUUCCAUGGCUGCUAGCAUGGAUUCUGCUGAGCAAGACGCUUUUGAGUUUGGAAUCGAUGCCGUGCUCGAUGCACCUGAAGAAAAUUCCCCCUCCCCUCCCCCAUCUGAGAGAUUUCACACUUCUUCUGGCCCACCCCCAGAGCCAUCAGCUUCUACCCCCUGCCAAUCUGUGGACACUCCUCACACCUCAGGACUGCGUCGUCACAGAGGCAGCAGGAGCACAAGCCCACCCCAAGCAAAGAAAAAACUGUCAACACCGAAAGGUGCCAAAAGGAGCAGAAGAGCUCCAGCAAUACCACCACCUGCAACACUAGAGGACAGAUGGCAUGACGCGUCGGAGGAAGAUGAGCAGCCUCCUCCGUUGCAGUUUCGCCCCAGGAGGACCCCAGGAGUUCAGCUGGAUUUUCAGAAGGACUACAGCCCUUCUGAAGUCUUCCAGCUGUUCUUCAGUCAAGAAGUGCUCCUGACCCUGUGCAAUAACACCAACAAGUAUGCAGCAAAGAGAACAGAGAAGGGCUUGAAGAGGCAGUGGACUGACAUCAAUGCUGACGAAAUGCUUCGCUUUAUCAGCAUUGUAAUUUAUCUUGGACUAAUGAAGCCUUCAGCUAUUCGGGACCUGUGGAGGAAGGAUCAUUUGCACAGCCUCCCAUUUCCUCCUUCAGUUAUGACUGGGAAGCGGUAUGAGGCCAUCAGUGCAAACCUGCACAUGAGUGACCCAGCAGCAGAUGCCAUCAAUGAUCAGCUUAGAGGUCAACCUGCCUAUGACUGUCUCUUCCGCCUCAAGCCACUUAUGGAACAGAUCCUGACUGCCUGUCAAGCACAUUAUCAGCCACACCAGAACAUUGCCGUAGACGAAAGGAUGGUGGCCACCAAUAAUCAUAGAACAAAAAAAAGUACACAGUCAAGUUAUAAAACAGUAAAAACAUAAGGAUAAAGCACUGGAUAUUAAAAUUAUAAAACCUGCUAAUACUGAGUGUACAAUAGAAAAAGUAGUUAGAGGGAUCAAACUUUAUGAUAUUAAAAAAAAAGUUUAUGAACCAUGUAAUUUUCAGACUCCCCACCUGAGAUGGAUUAUGCAGAUCUGUGCCCUUCAGAGCUAUUAGACUGAAACAGGUCAAAAGCAUUUAUGACAGGCCUCACCCCACACGAUCAACACAAUGCUGAGCUGGGAUUUGACCUCGCCAUUAAGAUUUGUAUUCUAGUGUUCAUCCUCUUCACUGGAUGUUAAAAAUAACCGCUGGCUAUAUGCACAGUAAAUGGGGGAAGUGUGACUUGUGUGUCACCUAGAGGAUUUCUUAAUUGUUAAUAUUUUCUAAAACAUUCCACCAUUAAUUAUUGAUCUUAAAUAAUGAUAUUCUUCCAUUCCACUGAAACUUAUAUAUAUAAAAAUAUUUUAUAGUUAAUUUUGAUCACCUGGCAAAAAAGUGUAUAUACUCAGCAAAAACCAUCACAAAGGCAAAGUUCCUUCAAAAAUGAUUCAGUCAUCAAAAUAGCUUUAAACAAAAAUCAAACAGUAAAAUAAAGACAAAUGCAACUUUUUGUAAUUAAUUAAUAAUUUGGCUAUGCCCCUCCAAGCUCAUUUUUGAACGCUUUGUACUUGUUCACUUGGGUAACACUAGUUAUCUGAAAUUGUACACAUAGCACAAUUACCAUUCAGGAUUCAAACUGAAGCAGACACUGGGGCAGGAUAUCCAUUCCCAUCCAGGCUUAUUUUUCCAUCAUUUAGGUUCCAUUUGAGCUCAUGUAAUACAAAAGAAAAUGUCAAA
Electrophorus electricus (electric eel) is the source of this 1964-nucleotide messenger RNA. RefSeq lists its product as uncharacterized. NCBI's taxonomy places the organism in Eukaryota, Metazoa, Chordata, Actinopteri, Gymnotiformes, Gymnotidae. The record is from RefSeq and is a predicted model, not a curated record.